GCCUUCUAUCCAAAAUCUAUAUUAAAAAAAAAUAAAAUAAAAAGCUCUUCGAUUCUUCUCCGAAUUCCUUCUCUUUGAUCGAUGGCGGCUCGAUUCGCGGUGAUCCUCCUCUCCCUCCUCACGAUCGGAGCUGCAAACGCUGUCAUCUCCUCCGAAUCCCACAAUCCCUCCGCCCCCAAGGCGAUCGCGGAUUUGAGGGAGGCGAUCGUCAAAGGGCUGGGGAUCCAGGGGGAGGGGCUCGAGGUGUCGGGGUUGGACGUGAGGGACGCGCUGGUGGGGCAUUCGGUGGCCUACGAGUUUGACAUCGAGGUGGACAAGGAGGUGGUUCCGGUCAAGCUUCUUGAGGACGUUAGCCGGUGGGACUUCGUGGAUCUGCCAAUUUUUAUGACGGAGGAGAAGGGAUUGGCGGAGAGGGGGAGGAGGCCCGAUUCGAGGGUUCUGCCUGAGCUAUCACCAUUUCAGCUGGCGGGGCCGAUGGAGCUCUGGAUCCAGGACGGGGAUGACAUGAGGCUUUCGUUGCCGCAUGAUGUAGAAGCUGGUAAGCUGAAGAAAGUUCUCCUAUCAGAUGGUGCUGUGGUGACAGUCAAGGGUGCAAGAUCGGUCAGCCUCAGGCAGCCACUUGACCUCCCGCUCCCCCUCAAUCGCACACACCCCAACAAUCGUCCUAUGGCAUCAGGCCUCCUAACCAUUGCAGAGGCCCUCCGCAAUUCUGCACGUUCAAAUGAGAAGCCACUCCUGUCGCUCCACAUUGUUGGUCCCACUUCCCUCACCUCUUCUCCAUCCAUGUCCCCCAAUGACAAGCUAAAGCUGAGGCGCCUUGCCCCUGGCCUUGUUGAGCUCUCAUCUCGCUCUGUCCCAGCUGUCUCUGAAGAUGUACAAGCAUCACAGAACCCUACUUUGUGGCCUCUGACUUCAUUGAAUGGAUCUGAUUUGAAUCUUAGGGGUUUUGAAGAGCUAUUGGCAUCAGUGUUGGGAAAGAAGGGACAGGAGGAAGGAUCAUUCAGGUUGGUGAGGGCAGAGGUAGCAGCACGAACUUAUGUGAAGAUGGGGUUCACCGUGGAGAGGAGUCUUUUGGAUCUAGAAGUGGACUGGUCAGGGUUCCCAGAGUGGAAGACAAGGCCGGAAAAGGCAAUGGCUCACUUUGAGGUGCUGGCUCGGGUUGAAGACAAUGGUAUAGUGAUCCCUGAGAAGAUUGCUGCAGUCCAGCCAUUCCAUAUGGAGGACAGUGUGCUAGCUAGUGUUCAGACUGGGAAUGUGUCCAUGUCCCAGGUUUCAGCAGCUUACCCUCCACCAGAAUACUUCACACUGUAAUCCUGUUCUUCAUAUUAUUCUAGUCUUGCUGAAGAACAACAAAUGUAAAGAUCUAUAGCAAGCAAUCAAAAUUUUCUCGACUUUGCAUUGCUAAGUGACACAUUUUGUUGAAUCAUAAUUUUGUCAAAUAAUGUACGUAGAGUUUAGAGUGAUGAAUGUCAUACUAUAAAUGAUAUAAAAACAUGACAUCAUGAUUUCUAGUA
This is a messenger RNA of Elaeis guineensis (African oil palm), 1514 nucleotides long. Its product is annotated as protein TUNICAMYCIN INDUCED 1. NCBI's taxonomy places the organism in Eukaryota, Viridiplantae, Streptophyta, Magnoliopsida, Arecales, Arecaceae. The record is from RefSeq and is a predicted model, not a curated record.